AUGGCCAGGAAUCUGAGCGCAUUACCAACAUACCUAACCCGCCUGUUCAGCCUGGCGGGCAGGACAGCUGUGGUUACGGGCGGCAGCUCAGGCAUAGGCAAGGAAAUCGCACUCGCCCUCGGCCAGAGCGGCGCGACGGUGAUUCUCAUCGCGCGCCGGGCGAAGCCUCUGGCAUCCACUGUCGAGCAACUCGCCCAGCUCGGCAUCCCCGCGGCAUCGAUAACAGCAGACCUGUCAAAUCUCGCAGAUCUCCACCACGCCAGCGCCCGCAUCAAGUCCUCCCAUGGCGUGCCCGACAUCCUUGUCAACGCAGCCGGGGUGUCUCACAGGCCACCUCUGUCGCGGAUAACGCAGGGAGACUGGGACUAUACCCUCGCGGCCAACCUGACGGCGCCGUUCGCGCUGGGACAAGCGUUCGGGCCCGGGAUGGCUGAGCGCGGAAGCGGCCGCAUCAUCAACAUUGUCAGCCAGCAGUCGUUUCGCGCCUUCGACAACAGCGGCGCCUACGGUGCUGCGAAAGGCGGUCUCGUCUCGCUCACGCGCUCGCAGGCCGAGGCCUGGUCACGGAGCGGGGUCCUGUGUAACGCGAUCGCGCCGGGGCAUGUGGAGACGCCGAUGACGGAGGGGAUGCUCGCCGACACGCACAAGGCGGAAGCGCAUGCGGCCCGCACCAUGAUCGGGAGGAACGGCAUGGUGGAGGAUUUUGCCGGGGUCGCAGUAUGGUUGGCAAGCGGUGCCAGUGCCGCGGUGACGGGGCAGACCAUCUUUGUUGACGGGGGAUACUCGGCUACCUAG
Colletotrichum graminicola M1.001 is the source of this 795-nucleotide messenger RNA. Its product is annotated as short chain dehydrogenase. Gene Ontology annotation, molecular function: oxidoreductase activity, acting on the CH-OH group of donors, NAD or NADP as acceptor. The transcript has a single exon. Lineage: Eukaryota; Fungi; Ascomycota; Sordariomycetes; Glomerellales; Glomerellaceae. The coding region runs from base 1 to 795 and encodes 264 amino acids. The record is from RefSeq and is a predicted model, not a curated record.